This is a messenger RNA of Solea solea (common sole), 2770 nucleotides long. RefSeq names its product inhibitor of nuclear factor kappa-B kinase subunit alpha-like. Gene Ontology annotation, biological process: tumor necrosis factor-mediated signaling pathway; peptidyl-serine phosphorylation; positive regulation of transcription by RNA polymerase II. The record is from RefSeq and is a predicted model, not a curated record. The transcript is spliced from 22 exons. Gene Ontology annotation, cellular component: IkappaB kinase complex; cytoplasm. Gene Ontology annotation, molecular function: ATP binding; IkappaB kinase activity. NCBI's taxonomy places the organism in Eukaryota, Metazoa, Chordata, Actinopteri, Pleuronectiformes, Soleidae. The coding region runs from base 271 to 2451 and encodes 726 amino acids.
UUCGCAGACUUUCGGCUCGGCUAUGCCUACUUGACGACAACAAAAACACGACGCUAACCUCACCCUUAAAUCCGCGUUUAAAAGGAUUGUGAGGGGCUUAAGUUUUAAAUUAAAUUUGUCUUAAAGUUUGUACGACAAACCGAACUGUAAACAACACGUUUGUAAAAGUACCUCCUCCUGAAGCGACAAUGUUCUGACAGCUAAAGAUCAGUGUCUGCUGCCGCCGGCAGACCACGUCUGUUGCCCAGCGGCUCUAGUACACCUCACACUAUGGAGCGGGCUGCACUCCGACAGAACCAGCUCUGUGGCUCAGCAUGGGAGAUGAAGGAGAGACUUGGAAUGGGAGGCUUUGGGCACGUCUACCUGUACCAGCACCUUGAGUUGGGAGACAAGAUCGCCGUGAAACUUUGCCGCCUGGAGCUAAACUCCAAGAAUAAAGACCGUUGGAGCAGAGAGAUCCAGAUUAUGAAGAAACUGAACCAUGUGAAUGUUGUUCAGGCCAGAGAAGUACCUGAAGAGUUGAGCUCCAUUGCUUUAAAUGACCUACCUCUGUUGGCCAUGGAGUACUGCUCUAGAGGAGACCUACGCAAGGUGUUGAAUAAACCGGAGAACUGUUGUGGCCUAAAGGAGAGUGAGAUCCUCUCUCUUCUCGGUGACAUUGGUUCUGGUAUCCAGUAUCUCCACGAAAACAAGAUCAUUCACAGAGACCUAAAGCCUGAGAACAUUGUACUUCAGGAGAUCGAUGGGAAGCUGGUCCAUAAAAUCAUAGAUCUAGGUUAUGCAAAAGACCUGGAUCAGGGGAGUCUCUGCACAUCCUUUGUUGGAACUCUCCAGUAUCUGGCUCCAGAGCUGUUUGAGAGUAAACCCUACACUGUAACUGUGGACUACUGGAGCUUUGGGACAGUGAUUUUUGAAUGCACUUGUGGCUUUCGUCCUUUUUUACACCACAUGCAACCUGUCCAGUGGACAAGUAAAGUCAAGAAUAAAGGUCCAAAGGACAUCAUGGCAGUCGAGGACAUGAAUGGAGAAGUCCGGUUCUCCACACAUCUCCCUUAUCCCAACAAUCUCAGCAGACCACUGUUGGAGCCAGUUGAGUCUCUACUACAGAUGUUGUUACUGUGGGACCCUGCAACACGUGGCGGAGGGCUGGAUCCUGACAGAAAGCAGCCAUACUGCUACACCACUCUUCAGAAUAUUCUCAGCAUGAGAGUGAUUCAUGUUUUGGACAUGACAUCUGCUCAGUUGCACUCUUUGGUUUUGGAAACCGAGGAGAGUUUACACUCCCUGCAGCUUCGCCUGGAGACGCAGACUCAGACCCACAUUUCUCCGCUGAGUCAGGAGCUGCUGCUGGAUUCGGGAAUCUCCCUCGACCCACGCAGACCGCCCGCACAUUGUCUGCCAGAUGGAUUGCGUGGUUGGGACUGUGUUAUUGUUUUCCUCUUUGAUAAGAGCUUGACCAAGUACUCUGGGCCGCUGACUGCUCGACCUCUGCCGGACAGUGUCAACUUUAUAGUCAGGGAGACCAAGACACAGCUCCCACUCUCUGCUCUGAGAAAAGUUUGGGGGGAAGCAGUCAGCUACAUCUGCGGCCUGAAAGAGGACUACAUACGUCUGUACCAGGGUCAGAAAGCUGCCAUGCUGAGUCUGCUGCGUUACAACACCAACCUAACACGUUACAAGAACCUGCUCUUCUCCCAGUCACAGCAGCUCCGAGCCAAACUGGCUUUCUUCAAGACCAGCAUCCAGCACGACCUUGAGCAAUACACCAAGCAGCGACACACAGGCAUCUCUUCAGAAAAAAUGUUGAAAACAUGGCAGGAAAACGAAGAGAAGGCUGACAAGUUUACAAAGGUUGCAGAUGUGGGGUAUCUUGAUGAAGAGAUUGUGUCUCUGCAUUCUGAGAUCGUGGAGUUGCAGAGGAGUGCGUUUGCUCGGAGGCCAGGGGAUGUAAUGGAACAACUAGAGGACAGGGCCAUUGACCUCUACAAGCAACUGAAAGCUAAAUGCAAAAGUCCCGACCCUCCACACGGCUACAGUGACAGCUCAGACAUGGUGAAGACCAUUCUCCAAACAGUUCAGAACCAGGACAGAGUACUGAAAGACCUGUACACACAUCUGAGUACAAUUCUGGUAUGCAAGCAGCGCAUCGUUGAUUUGUUCCCUAAGUUGGAGAGGGCGGUAGAGAACAUAAAAACUGCAGAGGCGGCAGUGAUGCAGAUGCAGAUGAAGAGGCAGAGAGAAUUCUGGUAUCUCCUCAAGAUUGCCUGUGCCCAGCCAAUUGUGCAACAAACCACUGACGGUGACUCUGUUCAUCAGUUACUGGAUGAGAAUCAGCGAUAUCUGAGUCAGCUGACGUCUCUGCUGCAGGAUGCCACCCAGGAGAUGGAGCACAGUGUCAUGGAGGAGGACUGGAGUUGGACUCAGUACAGUGUUGUGAAAGCUCAACCUUAGAAGCUGUCGAUCAAAUGAUUUAUAAGUGAUAUAUUGAGAACAGGUGCCUUUUAGUUACACUAUCUGAAAGCUUUGUUGUUAGAAACUGUGUCAUUUACAUCCACAAGGUGCUGUAAGAGAGUGAUGUAUGAAGCAGCAUGAUGUGAUAAGCUAUUUUUCCAACUAAAAUGUUAAUUAUUGAAUUUAAAAAAUGUAAAAUGUUGAGCUGUCACCAAAACAUAUUUAUUGUACUUUGAAUAUAUGUUGAAGUAAAAACAUUGCUGCUAUAAACUAUGAAUGAUGGAUUGUGAGUACAUUUUAUAAAUGUAUGUUCCACAUA